Condylura cristata (star-nosed mole) is the source of this 6985-nucleotide messenger RNA. RefSeq names its product inositol polyphosphate-4-phosphatase, type I, 107kDa (gene INPP4A). NCBI's taxonomy places the organism in Eukaryota, Metazoa, Chordata, Mammalia, Eulipotyphla, Talpidae. The record is from RefSeq and is a predicted model, not a curated record. Gene Ontology annotation, molecular function: phosphatidylinositol-3,4-bisphosphate 4-phosphatase activity. The coding region runs from base 436 to 3402 and encodes 988 amino acids. The transcript has 25 exons. Gene Ontology annotation, cellular component: cytoplasm.
CCAGGCUUGGCUGUGUUCGGCCUCAGGAACUGCAGCGACGGCCGGGGCGGGGCUCGAGUUGAGGCUCAGGUGGCAGGUGUGCGACCCGGUCGGUGGACGUCGCGGGCCAGGGCAGUAGGACGAGCAUCUGGAGCCGGGUCACAGUCCGCGAAGUCUGGACCAGGCGGCGGCGCUGCUGAAGGGCUCGGACGCCGGGCCCGGCGAGAUCGAGGACGGCGGGACAGCUGUGCGCGGGCGCCGCGGGCCGGGGCACGCCAGGUGAUGAAUUUGGAUGUACUUCUUUGAAGAAAUGCCACGCGUUUCAACUGGUCCAAGAGCAAACAUGUUCAGACUACUACCACCACCUUAGGGGACUAGGGCUUGGUGGUAGUGCUUCCCAGGGAAUCAGGUGUGGUCUGAUCCAGGAACAGGAAGUCCGUCUUUGCCAAUGACAUCAUGACAGCUAGAGAGCACAGCCCUCGCCAUGGCUCACGGGCCCGUGCGAUGCAACGGGCUUCCACCAUUGAUGUGGCAGCCGACAUGGUUGGCCUCUCUCUUGCAGGAAAUAUACAAGAUCCAGAUGAGCCCAUUUUGGAAUUCAGCUUAGCUUGCAGUGAGUUGCACACUCCAUCGCUAGAUCGCAAACCAAAUAGUUUUGUAGCAGUGAGUGUAACCACCCCUCCUCAGGCCUUCUGGACAAAGCAUGCACAGACGGAGAUCAUUGAGGGUACCAACAAUCCUAUAUUUCUAAGCAGUAUUGCCUUCUUUCAGGACUCUCUUAUCAAUCAGAUGACACAAAUCAAACUCUCUGUGUAUGAUGUCAAAGAUAGAUCUCAGGGAACAAUGUAUUUACUGGGCUCUGGAACAUUUGUUGUCAAAGAUCUGCUCCAGGACAGGCAUCAUAGGUUGCAUUUAACACUAAGGUCUGCAGAAAGUGACCGUGUGGGUAACAUCACUGUGAUCGGCUGGCAGAUGGAGGAGAAAUCAGACCAGCGGCCCCCUGUGACCCGGUCUUUAGACACCGUGAAUGGGAGGAUGGUUCUGCCUGUUGAUGAGAGCUUGACUGAGGCAUUGGGAAUCCGAUCCAAAUACGCUUCUUUGAGAAAAGACUCUUUACUGAAGUCAGUGUUUGGCGGGGCCAUCUGCCGCAUGUACCGAUUCCCAACCACUGAUGGCAACCAUCUUCGGAUCCUGGAGCAGAUGGCAGAAAGCAUACUCUCCCUGCAUGUGCCCCGGCAGUUCGUGAAGCUCCUCCUGGAAGAAGAUGCAGCCAGAGUGUGCGAGCUGGAGGAGCUGGGGGAGCUGUCCCCUUGCUGGGAGAGCCUGCGGCGCCAAAUUGUCACUCAGUACCAGACGAUCAUCCUCACGUACCAGGAGAACCUGACUGACCUGCAUCAGUACAAAGGUCCCUCGUUUAAAGCAAGCAGUUUGAAAGCAGAUAAAAAAUUAGAGUUUGUUCCCACAAAUUUGCACAUACAAAGGAUGAGAGUUCAAGACGAUGGAGGAUCGGAUCAGAACUAUGACGUCGUCACCAUUGGAGCACCAGCAGCACACUGCCAAGGUUUUAAGUCAGGAGGUCUCCGCAAAAAGCUGCACAAAUUUGAAGAGACCAAGAAACAUACAUCAUCUGGCUGCCAGUCUAUCAUCUACAUACCACAGGACAUCAUCAGAGCCAAGGAGAUCAUUGCCCAGAUUAACACCUUGAAAACCCAAGUGAGCUACUAUGCAGAGCGGCUCUCGAGAGCAGCCAAGGACAGGUCUGCCACAGGCCUGGAAAGGACACUCGCCAUCUUGGCAGACAAGACCCGGCAGCUGGUCACGGUGUGUGACUGUAAGCUGCUGGCCAACUCCAUCCAUGGACUGAACGCCGCACGGCCUGACUACAUUGCCUCGAAGGCCUCCCCGACUUCGACCGAGGAGGAGCAGGUGAUGCUUAGGAAUGACCAGGACACCCUCAUGGCCAGGUGGACAGGCAGGAACAGCCGGUCUUCUCUGCAGGUGGAUUGGCAUGAGGAGGAGUGGGAGAAAGUGUGGCUGAAUGUUGACAAGAGCCUGGAGUGCAUCAUUCAGCGGGUGGACAAGUUGCUGCAGAAGGAGCGCCUGCAAGAUGAGGGCUGUGAGGAUGUCUUCCCCUCCGCCGGAAGCUUCCCCAACAAGAAAGGUAACCGAGACAGCCACGCCUACUGGAUCAGACCGGAGGACCCCUUCUGCGAUGUCCCCUCCUCACCAUGCCCCUCCACCAUGCCCUCUGCUGCAUGCCAUCCUCACCCAACCACACAUUGCAGCCCCCCUCCUGAAGAGUCCAGCGCAGGUGAAUGGAGCGAGGCCCUGUACCCUCUGCUGACCACCCUCACAGACUGUGUGGCCAUGAUGAGUGACAAGGCCAAGAAGGCAAUGGUCUUCCUGCUCAUGCAGGACAGUGCUCCCACCAUAGCCACGUACCUGAGCCUGCAGUACCGCCGUGACGUGGUCUUCUGCCAAACGCUGACGGCCCUCAUCUGCGGCUUCAUCAUCAAGCUGCGGAACUGCCUGCAUGACGACGGCUUCCUGCGGCAGCUCUACACCAUCGGGUUGCUCGCCCAGUUCGAAAGCCUGCUGAGCACCUACGGUGAGGAGUUGGCCAUGCUGGAGGAUAUGAGCCUUGGAAUCAUGGACUUGAGGAAUGUGACCUUUAAAGUCACGCAGGCCACUUCUAAUGCAUCAACUGACAUGCUGCCCGUCAUCACUGGAAACCGCGAUGGGUUUAACGUGCGGAUCCCUCUCCCUGGACCCCUGUUUGACUCCCUGCCCCGGGAGAUCCAGAGCGGCAUGCUGCUGCGGGUGCAGCCCGUCCUCUUCAACGUGGGCAUCAAUGAGCAGCAGACGCUGGCCGAGAGGUUUGGCGACACAUCGUUACAAGAAGUUAUCAACGUGGAGAGUCUGGUGCGCUUAAAUUCCUACUUUGAGCAGUUUAAGGAAGUUUUGCCUGAGGAUUGUCUACCUCGCUCCCGGAGCCAGACGUGCCUGCCUGAGCUGCUGCGAUUUCUGGGUCAGAACGUGCAUGCCAGGAAGAAUAAGAAUGUGGAUAUUCUCUGGCAGGCUGCUGAGAUCUGCCGCCGGCUUAAUGGGGUUCGGUUCACCAGCUGCAAGAGCGCCAAGGACCGCACAGCCAUGUCUGUGACGCUGGAGCAGUGCCUGAUCCUGCAGCACGAGCACGGCAUGGCCCCACAGGUGUUCACCCAGGCCCUGGAGUGCAUGCGCAGCAUUGGAACACGGGAGGUAGUCACCCAGAAGAACUUGAGCGGCCUGGUGCCCAUCCGAGACUUAAGACUAGACCCCAGCCUCCUCUGUUCCAUACCUUUAUUAGCGCUGAGCCCCAAUUUACUGAUUGUGUGGCUUUUCCUGAGCAUAGCAUACCUGGUGACCAAAUUGCGUUGUAAAUGAAUAUAUUAUGAAAAAUUAAUUAAGUCACAAGAAAAAUAAAAGUGCCAGAAUAUGUGUACCUAACUGGACAGAAGGAAUGUGUCAAAGCGUGGUCUACCAAGAAAUAUUUCAUGCCUUACAGUCUGACGUUUUGUUGUUCUGAACUGUAAACACCUGCCAAAUUAUUUCACCAAGAGGACUUGUUUAUUUAAAUUCUGUAGAAUUUUCAGUGCUUGUAACAUGUUCUUACAGUGCCUGUUACUGCAUUGUUUAGCUGGCCUAGAGUUACUUGUACCAAAUCUCUUACCUUCUGAUGUAAAACUAUUUAUUUCCUGUAUAUCUCAUGUGCCCUGUUUCCCAGAGAAAAGAAUUCUGUCUGAAAAGAAUUUGUAUAUUUGAUACUAUUCUUUAAAUGUGUUGCUAACCAUUUCCUUAUCUUCUGAAGAGAAGUGAAAAGGGUAAUUGCUUCCUAACUGACUCAUCUAGAUCAACCUAUUUAAUAGGACCUGUACCUUCUACUUCCAUUUCAAAGCAUAGUCUCUUCAAUCACAGUAGCAAGCAGCUUGCAGAAUCAUAACAUUUCCUCGCUUAUGUUUAUUAUUUGCAGUUUGGGAUGACUUAAAGCUAUGAAUACACUGGCACAUUAUUACCAUGUCAGGCACAUGAAAAUAACAUAUUGCAUGCAACUUUCCAUUUAUGCUUUUAACUCUUUAAAAAUCUUUAAACUGACUAUGGGAAUUAAUAUAUAUAAUAACAAAAGGCUGUUAAAGUUAUAUACAUUAAUUUUUCUUAAACUAGUAUUUUUCGUUUAAAAAUUAUAACUUUGAUUUCAGAUUAAAGCACAGAUAAAUUUUCUCGCUUACAAAUCCAAUGUGGUUAAUAACAACAAAAAAGAAAAAUCCUAAAAAGCCUAACUUUUGGGCAGUUGUUCUAGAUGGUGAUGGUUGCUUUGGUUUCUGCUAUUAUCACUCUUAACAUGGCAGUGUCCAUAAAAAGGAAGAUUUGUAACCUUAACAUUAAUAUGUGGCAGAAAUGUAAUUGUAUACCUAUUUAUGUGUAUUUUUAAGGAUAUAUUGGGGAAAUGUCACAGACUGUGUAUAAGCAGUAGUCAGUGGCGCCUUUGUUUAAAUUAAUGCUGUGCUCCUGUUUUUGAUUUACAGUUAGUCCCCCAGACACUGUGUUUUGUGAAAGCGGUUUUUUUUGUUUUGUUUUGUUAUGUUUUGUUUUAGCACCAAUCUAGAAAAACUGGAGUAAAUUUAGAGAAGCUUCCUGGAAACUUUAUAUCCAUGUGUAUACAUAGUUAGUUCUCCAGAAAACAUGGCUUCUCAAAUUUUUCUCCAGCAUUUCCAGAACUCACUCUGGGAUGUCUCUGGUGUGGCACAAGAGCCAGUUCAAGGAUGCCAGUUCAAUUCCAGGUUCAAAGAAUUGUUGAAGCAGUUAAAAAUGAACAGUUUAGUCAAGAUUCAGACUUUCAAUUCUAAAACCUCUGACACACCCUUUUUUCAUAGCCCUCCUGAGCAUGCAGGUGCCCUAGGACGAGUCUCAUGCCUGUUGAUGAGUCUACUCUUCUCACAAGGGCAGUAUGGUCACUUUCUCUUUUCUAGAAUAAGUGAGGAAGCUGUUCUUUGGGACAGCUCCCAGCAUCCUUCAGGAGGGAAUCUCUCACCAAGUCCCAAGUGGUUCAUGGUGUUGUUACAGUAAGAGGUCACUCGGCAGCAUCCUGCCUCGUCUGUGAGCCUUUGAAAGGGACAUUCACCUCCACCUCGUUUCAACUGGAGCUGCACUAUCAGUUUUCCAAGCCCAUUUUGUUUAAAUGUACUUGAAAGAAGAAAGGUAGGCCACAGUCCAUUCAGUUCCCAGUCCAUAGCCUCUCAGCUCCUGCUCUGGUGAAGCGCUCCUGAUGCCCCUUGCUGGUGGCCCCUACUGACCCCUGGGGAGGGACACCUGUUUGGGUGAGCAGAGACCAGGCAUAGAGGCAGAAGGCCCUUCUGACUACAGAGGUACCCCUCAUCUCCAGAGAUCCUCCUCCCAGCACCCACAGCAUGGACAGGAGGAUCACCAGCUAGAGCAGCACCCCAGAGGGGGCUGAACACACAUCAAAGCCGGUUCCUGGACUGACAUGGUGCCAGCCAGGCCUUCUACACAUUUGCCAACUUGAGAGAAAAAUGUAGAAAGAAAGAGGAUGUUUCUUUGCUUUUCUUUUCAGGGUUGAGUUAAAAGACAGUGUAUUCUGCCUGAAGUAAUGAGGACUAGCCAUCAGAAAGGACACCGUGAGAUCAGCCCAGGCUGUUGUUUUUCUUUAGUAUAUCUGAGAAAAGAAACUCAAUAUGCUUGCCCUUUAUGCUGAUUUUGUGAGUAAAAGGCUUUGUCACUAUCAGCUUUUACUCAUUAAAGCUGGCUAACUUUAUGUUCAGAUCUUUUCUGCUUUAGUGAGAAAUAGGUAGGAUAGUAGGCUACAGGCUGAGCAUAGCUAUUUAGCAAUGCUCCCUCCAUCGCCUCUAGGCUGAAAGUUAGUGCUGAGGCACUGUCAGUGGCAGGCAAAUCUACAUGGCAUCCCUGGGAUGUUGAUGCAUCCAGGCGAAUUCCAAAAUGGACGAUCCCCCGGGAAAGCAAACGAGAGGUUUCCCUGGAGUUAGCCUUUUUGAGUUUCCAAUUCAAAAAUAGAUGUCCUUGAAAAAAAUGAUUAUAUGUGGCUUUGAAAUAAUUAGGUCCCUCUUUCUAAAAUCUACCCAAAAGGAUUGGAUAGGUUUAUGUGUUGUUAGCGCCUUCUAAGGAUUAUGCAGACCACGCGAUCCGUGUAGGUGUUCUGCUUUAGGACCGGAGGCUGAACUGCCGCAGCAGGUGCCAGUUCCAAGGCGUGCCCGCCCCUCCCCACACCAUGCUCCCAGGCAUGGGGUGCCAGAGCUGACCGUCACAUGCAGACCAUGCAAACCCACGAUCCUGUCAGCACAGUCAGAGUGUGUAACUUCAAACCAAAUUCAGGCAUUUGAAGAAAAAUAAAUACAUUUGGAUUUUAAAAUUAAGUUGGAAGUGUUAUCUUGCUAAUUUCUUGUAUGUGUUUUCAGCCAGCUAAACCAAUAGUUUCUUUAACAUGUCAAUAAAAUGUAAUGUCAAAGUCCACAAAUUAUUCUUCUUUGCUCUUCAAGGCAGGUUGGCAUUUAGUAGUGAUAGGUGGUUUUUGAGAAGUAUGUAUAUUGCUAAAUAAAUGCAGAGGCCAUAUCUGAAAUAGGACUGUAAUGUAAGAGCUUGGCAAAGGUUAAGGGAGAUCCAUUGUGUAUAGAAACUUAUAGUUUCUGCUUUAAAUAGAAUUAUAUUUUUCUCUGGUUCUUGAGUGUUAGUCAAAGAUAAUCAUUACUUGAUUCAGGGGUUCUUUGCUUAUUCAGUCUAGGCACUCAGCUCAAAUAACGCAUCUGGCGAAGGACUUGAGGCUGGUGGCAGGAAGCCUGUCUGAGCUACUAAGUCAGUUAAUAAUAAGCAGGUGGAUACUUUUUUAAAUUACCUGAGCUUAUCUUUGGAAUAAAAUUACUGUCUUACCAAAAAUAUUUUACAUGUUCUUGAUAACGAAACUGUCAUUUUCACUUUAAAAGGCUUGAGCAAUUGCCAC